GAAAGCAAUGUGAGGAGGUGGAAUUUCGCAACAGGAAGGGGUUGAAGAAAGGUGAAAAGGAAGCGCCUUAGAGCUUAUUGCAUUAUUCCUCACUGGCGUUUGUAAUGCAGUCUUCCCAAUGCAUUGGGAGCAAUGUACGUGAGGAGUUUACGCAAAGGAGAAAACGUGAAGAAGGAGGUCUUCGAGAUGGUCGGACACAUCCGCGCUGAAUUCAUCGCCAGCUUGCAUGAGAUGGAUUGGAUGGAUUCCACAACUCGGCUCCGAGUGAAGCAGAAAUGCGAAAUGAUGAAGGCCGAUAUUGCUUAUCCUGGGUGGAUGUUCCAUGAUGACAGAUUCACUAAACUUUACAAUAGGUUGCCAGCCAUGGCUCCGAUCGAACGAGCAACUCUUCGCUCCAUCGUCUACGACGAGUUCCUCCAAGGACACUCUGCGAGAGCCGCCGCGGACAACAUCUGCGCUGCAUUCGAGGGCAACGACGUCCACUAUUCCACGGUGUCUCGAUGGUUCGAACGCUUGGAAUCUGGCGACACGACCUUCGGAGAUCGACCACGCUCAGGACGUCCAUCGACAGUCGAUGACGAAGCCCUGCGGAACGCCCUCGACGCGAAGCCGAACGCCACCACUCGCGAAUCGGCGACUACACUUGCAGUCACACCGAGGCCGCCUUCCCACUUUUCCACUGAGUUUCGAAUAGAAUUCCUCCUGGAUAUCUUGGACAUCUUUCGUUAG
Molecule: messenger RNA, 729 nt
Organism: Darwinula stevensoni
Lineage: Eukaryota; Metazoa; Arthropoda; Ostracoda; Podocopida; Darwinulidae
Source: the annotation of a GenBank genome assembly